ACACACACACGCACACUUGUAAUACUUAUCUCUACCACAAUGGCUUCCAUCACUCUUGAGGAGCUUCACACCUACCAUGCCAUCGAUAGAGAGAUUUUCAAUCGAUUGGUAAUAAACUUGUUGAGAGAUCCAGCUGAAUCUCUACUAGUCAUGGCCACAUGGCUUUGGCUAGAAGAGAAGGGUUAUCCCAACGUGGUUGUGAAGAUGGUGGAUUUAUCAGAUGCUUUGGUGAAUGCUGUAGCUGAUGAAGCUGUUUUAUGCCUGAAAUGUCUAGAAUCUAACUCCCUUCCUCUGUUGCUUAAUGGUGGAAUCCCUCUUACUGCUAGAAUUAUGGAAAAGAACAUCUCUUUGGAAAUGUUUCACCAUAACAAAUUCUCUGCAAUAAGUGGGAUAAAGAAUUUUCUCACCACUGUUUGUGCUCGUAUUUUUACGGAUAUCUUGCAGCGUGUUUUAGCAACGACAUCGUCAGCACAAUCAGUCCCUAAUCAGCCUCUCAUCAUUCCUGGUUUCCCUCAUCCAUUAUUUGGUGGUCUUGCUAUUGUGCCGAGGUCUAUGGAUUCUGAUUUUCUGAUAGGAGGGUUGUGGGGUUGGGGUCCUAACAACAAUGUUUCAGAGGAUGAGAGGACGAUGUUCCUUACUUUCUCGAGGGGUUUUCCAGUGACAAAAGACGAAGUUACGCAACUUUUUACAAGGUUGCAUGGUGAUUGUGUUGUUAGUGUUCAGAUGCAGGAGAAUGUAUCUUCCAAUGAGCAGCCUUUGUUUGCGAGAAUGGUCUUGGAUUCUAUUGCAGCUGUUGAUAGAAUCCUCAAUGGGAGACGCAUAGCCAAGUUUCGGAUCAAUGGUAAACACAUUUGGGCUCGCAAGUAUGAACGUAGAGAUUAG
Manihot esculenta (cassava) is the source of this 882-nucleotide messenger RNA. RefSeq lists its product as uncharacterized. The record is from RefSeq and is a predicted model, not a curated record. NCBI's taxonomy places the organism in Eukaryota, Viridiplantae, Streptophyta, Magnoliopsida, Malpighiales, Euphorbiaceae. The coding region runs from base 40 to 882 and encodes 280 amino acids. The transcript has a single exon.